Phaedon cochleariae (mustard beetle) is the source of this 4467-nucleotide messenger RNA. The record is from the annotation of a GenBank genome assembly. NCBI's taxonomy places the organism in Eukaryota, Metazoa, Arthropoda, Insecta, Coleoptera, Chrysomelidae.
AUGAAUUUGGGUCUCUUCAACCGUAUGAACUUGAAGGAAAGCAGUGAAAGCAAAGGAAUGUACUCAGAAUGGACGUCUUUGAAUCUGGCAGUUCAACAGGGAGAACCAACCAGUGUUUUAGAGAAAUUUGGUUUGCCAAUCAGCAAAGAAGUCACUUUGGGUCUUGUACAUCAACUGGCAAGUAAUUUAGGCAUAACACAACCACCUGAACCAAGUCUUUUAACAACAGACAAAGAUGUACAAUGGUGUAUGGAAGUUAUAUGUUUUGGUCUUUCAUUACCUCUAGCAGAACAUGAAGCCAUUAAAGAUUGUGUUAAUGUAUACUGUGAAUGGCUUACUGCACUAUUACCUAACCCAAAAAUAUGUGUACCACAACCAGUUCUUGAUGACCCUAAUGUAUAUUCAAGAAACAUAAUCAGCCACUUGCAUUAUUUAUUCAUACCCAGAAAAGGAGAAGACUGGGCCUUUCUUUAUCAGGAUUUAGGUUUUGAUACAAUCAACAGACAAGCAGUGUUUUGUCACAGAGUAUUGAGAACCUUACAGCAAAUUGCUCAUGAAUCAAAACUCUUAGAAAGAGAAACUUGGGAAACUCUAUUGCUAUUUCUUCUGGCUAUCAAUGAUACCUUAUUGUCACCACCUACAGUCAAAGAUGAUGUAGCUGAUCAACUGUGUGAAAGAGUACUCAGUGUCUUAUUUGAAAUAUGGCUUUUAGCCUGCGCCCAAUGUUUCCCCUCGCCGCCUCUAUGGAAAACUUUGAGGGACUCCUGCAUGAACUGGAGGCACAGGGUGGCGCUGAUCGAACAGUGGAACAGGGUGAAUUUGGCUUUGACCUCGAAAGUUUUGGUAUUCAUGUACGGACCGACGUUUCCGGAAUUGAAAAUCGGAGAAGACGAUCUCAUACCAGCUGGAAUGACAAAUGACUGUGUGGCGCAGAGCUGGUACAGGUUUUUGAAUACUGUUGGCAACCCUGUAAGCCUAACCAAACCGAAAGUUAUAAGUCAGACGCAAAAAUUCCUACAGUUUGCCAUCAGCACAGAUGGUGUUGUGGAUCCAUGUCAGCACCCCUGUCUUUUGUCUUUACCGCUGAUUUUUCUUAAAGCCAUAAAAGGAAUUGCUGGACAAGUAGAUGCCUUCCUGGGUAUCGCACAGCCCGUAUGGUGGGACUCGGUGGUGACAGGCGCAGGCGGGGACAAGAGCAAAGAAGCCCCACCGAUCACGCAUUCUCCCACUCCCCCCACGCAGCGCAGGCUAGCUAAAAGUUUCAGUGUCAAUCCGUCUUCCGCUAGCAAGGGGUUACCCAGAACGUCAUUGAUAGGCCUGACGACUAGCCGUAGUUCAGCAGUUCCCCCUCCAUCUAGUACAAAUUCGGGACCUUCUUCAGCAUCAAGUAUAUCAUCCCUGACGUCGUUCGGAGUGGAACCUAGGAACCCCCUAGCACCAGCCAGAGCAAAAUGCAAUACAAUACUACAUCUUUUCGGAGAAUGGUUAUUCGAGGCAUCUUUCAUAGGCUGCGACCUACCCCAAAAGAAUUUGAGUGAUCAGAAGAGACCGAAUUCGGUUAUAAUGGAAAGCAAGAAUUCCCUUAAUUUUUCGCAACCUGGCUCGAUGAACGAUACAAGUGAAUUACCGCCUGGUUUGACUAUAGACAAAUAUGAAAGCGGUAGGGCAGAAGCUUUAGGAACGCUCUGUAGAAUAAUGUGCGCCAAAAAAACCGGAGAAGAAAUUUUACCUGUCUAUCUAGCUAGAUUUUAUGUGGCAAUACUGCAAGGCCUGAAAGUACCUUUGAAUAGAGAAUGUGGCGAAUGCAUGGCGGCUAUUCUGAUAAAUUCUCCGGACUUAUUCCAUUUAGAUCUUGAUGGCGUUAGAAUUCUCAUGCCCGCAUUCAUUGGAGCUCUAGAAGUAGUCUUGCCCGAAAAAGAUUUGAAAUUGAAUGGAAUCGUUAAUAAAGUGGAACUCCGGAAAGCCUCAAUACAGCUUCUGCUUUCGAUGUUGGUGUUGCCAUUGCAUUUCCAGAAUGUCGUUAUCAAAGAACUUAUAAGUACAGGUGUGAAUGAAAAACCAGUAUCAUUUCUCCAGCUCAAGCCGAAAUUGAUGAAUCUCUUGAUGAACGCUCUACAGAUAGAGACAGAUCCGCAAAACACCCACAUGCUUCUGGGAGGUUUAUUUUUGUGUGUACAAGAUUCGGCUAUUUUUGAGAAAGUUGAACAGGUUACUCAGCCUUCAAAUGAGACUUCCUCAAAUCUGCUCAGUUCUGCUUCUGACACCGCAAGUAUGGCCAGCAUGGCUAGCAGUGAUCGUUCCACCACACCCGACCAUCCGUAUGGCACCAUUGAUUAUGACCCACUGUUGUUGCCCUUAGAUUCCGCUCAUGCUUUGUUCGUCAGAGCAACGUACCUGGUUUGCCACCGAUUGAUUUCUUCUUGGAAGACAGACCUCAACGUGUCUCUAGCAGCCCUAGAACUCCUAUCAGGUCUUGCAAGAAUCCACAUCAGAGGCUCAGACGCUAUGGAGUGUAAAAGAGCUGUCAAAUGGCUCUGUGAUUACAUAGUUUCUCAGUGUUCCAGACCACCACCAGCGCAUUCCAAAGAUUUACAUUCCACUAUUGUAGCUGCUUUCCAGUGCUGUUCCGUUUGGUUGCUGGAACAUCCGUAUUUGUUGAGAGAUAAAGAUUGCCUAACAACAGUAUUAGAAGUAGCCGAACUCGGAAUUUCAGGGACGAAGUCGGUUGGUAAACCUGGCGAACCUAUCAAAAUGAAAGAAGAGAAAGAACUGAAACCAGCAUCGAUGCGAGUACGAGAUGCUGCCGAAAACCUUCUCACCUGCAUUCUGGAACAGGUGUCCUAUUUUCCCAGCGAAUGUGGACCCGAAUCCAUAUCUUCCCUACUCGAUGAGCUGUCGCUCCUGAAACAUUGCAAUUCUUGGCCUACCAUGUGCAAUGACCAGUCUGCAGCUGUCGAAAGAUUCAGGUAUUUCGUGACGGAGGGCUCCGUCAUGCUGGCGCUGCUCGAGGAGCCGCUGGGCAACGACCAGGACCCCCAGCCGACGGUCACUCUGCUGAUAAGGGGGCCCUUCGGCCGGCACGCGUGGACCAUGCAGCUGCGCCAUCUGCCGCGCCACAAGUCCGGCACCAAGUACCACGCGCACAACGCGUGCCGGCCCGUGGUCAUGCAUGACGCGCCCGUUCGGCCGCAGGUCAGGCAGCGGUACUUCCCCGACGGCGUCGACAGGGUGAUGCAGUGUAGAGUUGAUCAAUCUAUACCAUCUUUAGAAUCAGUAUUAUCAGGUGAGGAUGAAAUAAACAGGGAAAUCGAAAUGGUGACACAGUUGAUGGGCAAACAGAGUCAUUCGGGAGAUAAUCAUGGAGCACAGUCGUCCCCAUCGUUGCCAGAAUGUACCCCACCACCCGUUUGCCACGAUUUCCAGACUGCCAGACUGUUUUUGUCACACUUCGGGCUUCUGUCUCUAGAUGAAUCUGAAGAGAGCCUUGAGAAUUCGUCGCACCUCUCUGCGCUAGACAGCAGCGCCGCAGACUUCUGCGAUGAUCUUUCUCUGCUGGACAAAAUGAGUCCGAGAACCUGCGACACAGUACACAUUUUCUAUGUGCGACCGCAGCAGUCGCAGGCGCAGGACAUCGUAGGUAACGUUUCCAACGAAAACGCGAUCUCCGCCUACUUUUCCGAGUUUAUUCACAGCCUGGGAUGGCCCGUGGAAAUCAGCAAACAUCCAGGAUGGACUGGACAUAUCUCAACAAGUUGGAAAAUAGCAGGCAAUUCACAGCAGGAUCAAACGUCAAAGCAAAAAUUGUAUGACGGGUCUACCCACGUUCUUUAUUGGGCAGAUGCUUGUUCUGAAAUCGCUUUCGUCAUUCCUUCGCAAUACAAACAAACCCAGGCAUCUUCAGAACAUUCCAGUUUCAAUACAAGCAGUUUGUCAUCUUGGAGCGAUAGGAGUUGGUCGGACAAGAGAGCUUUGAGUUUGGACUUGGAUAAGCAACCAGUGCCCCCUAAGAGAAGCGUACAUAGGUCCAAUUUGCACCCUCAUACUAAUACGAAAAUUAUGGUAGUUUGGUUGGAAAGUUUUGAGGAUCAUCUAGAAUUACCCAUAGGUGAUCUGUUGAACUGCAUGAACACGGGACUCGAAAAGGACUCCAUACCGAAAACGAGCGAAGUUCUAAUCAUAUUUCUGCAUCUCCUAUCGACUGGGCUGUUCAGGGUGCACCUGCAAGGUCCGACGGGUCGUGUCAGUUUGGCCUCUCCCUUGGUAGAUGGCAUGGUGGUCAGCCGAAGGGCCUUGGGGCCGAUGGUCAGGCAUACCGCUCUCAAUAUGGCACGGAGAAGACGAUUGGACUCCGACAGUUAUCAACCUCCACAUCUAAGAAGACGAAUAAAAAUUCAGGAAAUUGUGCAAAAGUACAAGAGAGAAAUGAGCAAACCAGAAUUAUUAACAUAUUUAUUCAGUAGCACUUGA